UGAAACGUGUUAAGAACAUGGCAGUGAUUUGGCUUCUAUCGCUUCUCUUCCUCAUCUCUAUCCUUAUCACCGCCGUGAAGCGCACUAAGCAGCGCGGCGGUCGGCAACCACCAUCUCCUCCUGGUUUACCGUUCAUCGGGAACUUGCACCAGCUGGGAGCAUUACCACAUCAGUCUCUGUGGGAACUCUCAAAGAAGUAUGGUCCUGUAAUGUUAGUGAAUCUUGGAAGAGUUCCAACCGUUAUUGUCUCUUCCCCUGAAACCGCAAAACAAGUUCUUAGAGAUCAUGACCUAAAUUGUUGUAGCCGUCCAAGCGUGGAAGGCGCAAGAAAGCUUUCUUAUAACUUUAGAGACAUUGCUUUCUCUAGAUAUGAUGAUUACUGGAAAGAGUUAAGGAAGCUGUGUGUUCAGGAACUCUUUAGUACUAAGCAAGUGAACUUGAUUCAACCCAUCAAGAAGAUGGAGAUGAAGAAGCUGAUUCACUCAAUCACUGAAUCUGCUUAUAAGAAAACUCCGGUUAACUUGAGCGAGACGUUUCUUUCCCUAAAUGUUAACGUGGUUUGCAAGGCAUCAUUUGGUGUGAGUUUUCAAGGGACUGUGCUCAACAAUGAAAAGUUCCAAGGUUUAGUCCAUGAGGCUAUUGAGAUGCUGGGGAGCUUCUCUGCUUCAGAUUUUUUCCCCUAUAUAGGGUGGAUCUUUGAUUGGUUCACAGGUUUACAUGCUAGGAGAGAGAGAAGUGUGAGAGAUCUUGAUGCUUUCUAUGAACAGAUGAUUGAUUUACAUCUACAGAAAAAUAGAGAAGAAAGAAGUGAAGAUGACUUUGUGGACUUGCUUCUGAAGCUGGAGAAGGAAGAAGCUGUCCUUGGAUAUGGCAAACUCACAAGAAACCAUAUCAAAGCUAUCUUGAUGAACAUUCUUCUAGGGGGAAUCAAUACUUCUGCAAUAACCAUGACUUGGGCAAUGGCGGAACUCGCAAGAAACCCACGAGUGAUGAAGAAAGUUCAAUCCGAAAUCAGAGAGCAGAUAGGGAAAAGCAAAGAAGCAAGAGUCAUAAGCUUAGAUGAGACAGAUAAACUCAAGUACUUGAAAAUGGUGAUCAAAGAAACAUGGAGGUUACAUCCAGUGUCACCUCUUCUAGUGGCAAGAGAAGUAAUAUCUGAGUUCAAGAUCAACGGGUACACGAUUCAACCAAAGACAAGGCUUCAUGUCAACACAUGGGGUACUGGACGCGAUCCCCAGAUAUGGAAAGAUCCAGAAGAGUUUAUCCCAGAGAGGUUUAUGGACCGUGACAUUGAGGCAAAUGGGCAACACUUUGAGUUGCUACCGUUUGGAGGUGGUCGAAGAAUUUGUCCAGCAAUGUACAUGGGGGCGACAACAGUUGAGUUUGGUCUUGCGAAUCUCUUGUAUCAAUUUGAUUGGAAGAUACCAGAAGGUGUUGAAGAUAUUGACAUGGAUGAAGCUUCUGGACUAACUUCCCAUAAGAAACAUGAUCUUCUACUUGUUCCUGUGAAAUCUUUAGAUCUUUGAUCUAAACUAAGCCUAUAUUUUGUUUGGUCGAAUAAAACUAAGUCUAUAGUUUAUAGUUUACUUUAUGAAAUA
Messenger RNA from Brassica oleracea var. oleracea, 1598 nucleotides. RefSeq names its product cytochrome P450 71B10. The record is from RefSeq and is a predicted model, not a curated record. The coding region runs from base 18 to 1526 and encodes 502 amino acids. The transcript is spliced from 3 exons. Gene Ontology annotation, molecular function: monooxygenase activity; iron ion binding; oxidoreductase activity, acting on paired donors, with incorporation or reduction of molecular oxygen. NCBI's taxonomy places the organism in Eukaryota, Viridiplantae, Streptophyta, Magnoliopsida, Brassicales, Brassicaceae.